UCCUUCCUCGAAGCUUUAUGCGGCGAGCGACCCACUGGAGCACAAGGAAACCCUCGUCUUCUCCUUCCUCGUCGUCUUCGCUGCGACAAUAGAAAGCUAAUCUCUCCGUUUUCUCUCUCCCUCGCCCAGCUCUUCUCUCGAUGCCGUUGUCUCAGCACGCGGCCGCACCGGGCUCUUCGCUGAUCCGCGGGGGUAAACGGCGGAGGAGCCGGUCGAAGGGAUCCCGCGCCAAGAAGAAGCAGAAGAGGCUGGACUCAAUUUGCGACGCUCCUGGCCCUGCUACCCCCGCGGGUCCGCAAUCGCCCGGCGACGACCGCGCCCUCAUCCGCCGCAGCUCCCGCGUCCGCCGGGCCCCGGCCUUCCUCGACUCGUCCCCUGCCCCCGCGCGCCGGAGGAAGAAGCGUAGGCUCCGGGAUUCCCCAAUACGGUCCGGCUCUGGUGUUGGUGGUGGUCGCAGGAGGAAGAAGAAGAGGCGGAAGAGAAGGGAUGAUGGAGAUGAUCUAGAAGAGGGAAAUCCGGUUUCGUUGCAGGAAAAAGAUGGUUCUCCUACUCAAGAAAUUAAAAUGUCGGAAGAGGAAGCAGAAGAUUGGAGAUCACGACUGCGAUCUAGGGUUGGAAAAAGAAAGGGAAAAUCACGCUCUUUUGAAGAGGUCGCUACGAGGAAAGAAAAGGAGUCAGUGAAGCCAGUGACAAGUGGGAGUGUACUUAGUUCACAGGCAAUUCGAUCCAGUAGGAGGGGCCGAAGAAGGGGUUUUGGCGACGAAGUCAGUGUGAUCGCUGAAGAAACUGGAUAUCAAGGUGAGGUUUUGUCUUCAAAUGAUCAUGAAGAUAGUCGUGACAAAGCCUCUCAUGGAGAGGAAUCUAAAAUUGUCACAGAUUCGCCAGUAUUUAGUGAACCAAACCAGGAAAUUGUAGCUCCUUUACCAUCCGAGGAGGGUAAAGAAAAUGCAGACCGUACAGAUGUGGCUGAUAAAGAAGAUCUCGAGCAGUCCGAAGAAGGAACUGCAAUCCCAAAUCUGCAGCUGGAUGAUGUUGAUCCUGGAAAUUGUUUAGCUACCUCAUUAAGUGAACAUGUUGAUGACAAACCUGUAAAGAGUGAAGACAUCUUAAAGGAAGAUAAACCGAAGCCACCCAUUUUUGAUGAUAAGAUUGCAAGGAAGCAUGUUAAGGAGGGCCGGAGGUGUGGGCUGUGCGGGGGUGGGACUGAUGGAAGGCCACCUAAGAGACUUGUUCAUGAGUCAUCAGGGAGUGAUAAUGAGGCUUAUGAAGGAUCUUCAGCUUCGGAGGAACCAAACUAUGACGUAUGGGAUGGGUUUGGUGAUGAGCCUGGAUGGCUUGGUAGGCUCUUGGGUCCCAUUAAUGAUCGGUUUGGCAUUCCUCGUAUUUGGGUUCAUCAACAUUGUGCUGUUUGGAGUCCAGAGGUUUAUUUUGCUGGCUUGGGCUGCCUGAAAAAUGUUAGAGCUGCACUAUGUAGGGGAAAAGCAUUAAAGUGCAGUCGCUGUGGGAGACCUGGAGCAACCAUUGGUUGCCGUGUUGAUCGAUGCCCUAAAACUUAUCAUCUGCCUUGCAGUCGGGCAGAUGGUUGUGUAUUUGAUCAUCGCAAGUUUCUCAUAGCAUGCUAUGAUCAUAGGCAUCUAUUCCAACCUCAAGGAGCUGAAUAUGCUCAACAAGUUAAGAAAAUGAAAACUAAGAAGCUAAAGCUAGAAAUGAGAAAACUUUCACAUGAUGCAUGGAGAAAGGACUUAGAAGCUGAAGAGAAAUGGUUAGAGAACUGCGGAGAAGAUGAAGAGUUUUUGAAGCGAGAAGGCAAGAGGCUUCAUAGAGAUCUCUUAAGAAUUGCACCUAUAUAUAUUGGGGGUUCUGAAAAUGAAAAAAAUUUUCAAGGCUGGGAGUCUGUUGCUGGUCUGCAAGAUGUCAUCAAUUGCUUGAAAGAAGUAGUGAUAUUACCUCUUUUGUAUCCUGAAAUCUUCAAUAGUUUGGGCCUUACACCUCCUAGGGGUGUUCUAUUGCAUGGUUACCCUGGUACUGGUAAAACACUGGUUGUGAGAGCAUUGAUUGGUGCAUGCUCUCGUGGGGAUAAAAGAAUUGCUUACUUUGCUCGCAAGGGUGCUGAUUGUUUGGGAAAGUAUGUUGGUGAUGCAGAGAGACAAUUAAGACUUCUUUUUCAGGUAGCAGAGAGAUGUCAGCCUUCUAUAAUCUUUUUUGAUGAGAUUGAUGGUUUAGCCCCAUGCCGCUCUAGGCAUCAAGAUCAAACACAUAAUUCGGUUGUAUCUACUUUACUCUCCUUGCUUGAUGGUUUGAAAUCUCGAGGUUCAGUGAUUGUAAUAGGUGCUACUAAUCGUCCGGAUGCUGUUGAUCCUGCUCUGAGGAGACCAGGUAGAUUUGACCGGGAAAUAUACUUCCCGCUUCCCAAACUGAAGGAUAGAUCUGCUAUUUUAUCACUUCACACAAAGAGUUGGUCGAAUCCUGUAUCUGGACCUCUUCUUUCAUGGAUUGCAAACCAAACCGCUGGUUAUGCUGGAGCUGAUCUGCAGGCACUUUGUACCCAAGCAGCAAUGAAUGCCUUGAAGAGGAAUUGUGCACUGCAAGCACUGUUAUCUUCUGCUGAAAAAGGGUUUGGUGGCGGUAAACUUCCUUCCCUGCCUUUGUUUAUGGUUGAGGAAAGGGACUGGUUGACAGCUCUUGCAGCUGCUCCUCCCCCGUGUUCACGUAGAGAAGCAGGAAUGGCAGCAAAUGAUGUAGUCACUUCACCUCUUCACUCUCAUCUCAUUCCAUGUCUUCUCAAGCCACUGUCAAAACUCCUGAUUUCGUUUUACAUUGAUGAACGGCUCUGGUUACCUCCUGCAAUUCUGAAGGCAUCAGAGUCUCUUAAGAGUGUCAUUACUGCAGCACUUGAACAGAAAAGACUUCACAUUGGCUUUUGGUGGUCUCAUUUUGAUUCUUUGAUUAACCAACCAUCUGUUGCAAAUGAGAUAGAGAGAACUCUUUGUCACUAUGGCCUUGUAACUGCUAGAUCAGGAUAUGAUCAUUCUUAUAUGCUGGAUGAUGUCAAUUUUGACUUUGAAAAGUUUGAUUCAUAUAGAUCGAAACUGUCUGAAUUUUCUGAUCCUAGUAAGUCAAAAAUAAAGCUUGUUGAAUUAGGACAAUCAUCAGGGUUCCGAGCUUUAAUUGCUGGAACACCCAGGUCUGGCCAGCAACAUCUAGCCAGCUGUCUCCUUCAUGGCUUCUCAGGCCAUUUAGAAAUUCAGAAGGUUAAUUUGGCGACCAUGUCACAGGAAGGACAUGGAGAUAUCAUUCAUGGAUUGACACAGAUACUCUUGAAAUGCAUGAAGAGAGGAAGAUGCAUGAUCUAUAUGCCUAGGAUUGAUCUGUGGGCAAUUGAAACUCUCAGGAAGGAGCCCGAGUAUAAUGAUUCUGGCCCAGAGACCUGCAAAUUAUCCGCUGUGUCUGUGGUAAAUGACGUGAUAAGAAUUGCUUCAGAAGCUUGGAAUCUUUUUGUUGAGCAGGUGGAUUCUGUGACAGCACCUGCAUCUUUAAUCAUUAUGGCCACUUGUGAAAUGCAAAUUCAUAGUCUUCCAGUUGGAAUAAAGAAAUUCUUCACAAAUUAUGUGCCAGAUGAUGCUGGUUCAAUUCCUCUCGAGCACACUGUACCACGAUUCUCAGUUGAUGUAGAUGGAAAAUUUAACCAUGAUCUGCUAAUUAGUUCAUGUGCUUCAAAAUUAUCAGAGGAUUUGGUUCAGCAUUAUAUUCAGUUGAUUCAUCACCAUACUCAUUUGGUCAAUUCUCAUGAUGUGAAUGAAACCUUUCAAACCAUGGAAGCUCAUUCAGAACCUCAAACACACUGUGAGAGACAAGCAACUUUAGUCACUAACAAGCAAAUGGAUCCUAAUCAGAAAGCUUCAGGAGUUGGAGACCAAGAUCAGCAACAUGUAGCUGGCGAUCAGGUGUGGCCCCUGCCAUCUACUUUAAGAGGUCAUGACGAAAUUGGCAAUCAGCACCAUAGUCAUCAAGAUUCGAUUCCAAAAACUCUUCAUAAAGGCGUGAAGGGUGGUUCCGUGUUGUCAAUUGCAACAUUUGGCUACCAAAUUUUACGAAGCCCUCAUUUUGCAGAGCUUUGUUGGGUAACCUCAAAACUGAAAGAAGGACCUUGUGCAGAUGUAAAUGGUCCUUGGAAGCGUUGGCCAUUUAAUUCUUGUGUGAUGAAUACUUGCAGCUCACCUGAAAAAGUAGUUACUGGAGUAAAUAGCAAUCCUAAAGAUAGGGAACUCUCUGGUACAGUAAGAGGCUUAAUAGCAGUAGGCUUAUUGGCUUACCGUGGUAUUUACACAUCAGUCAGAGAAGUGUCAUUUGAGGUUAGAAAGGUUUUAGAGCUCUUAGUUGGACAGAUUCGUGCUAGGAUUUCAGGCAGGAAAGACACAUUCCGUUACCUUCGUAUUCUCUCACAGGUGGCUUACCUUGAGGAUGUUGUUAAUAGUUGGGCUUACACGUUCCGCAGUUUACCAGCGGAGAGUCAUAGAACAGCACCAAAUGCUAAGCCAACAAUUUUAGGGGAUGCAGCAAUGGAUAUUGGCCUUAAUGAAAACUACAUUCUUGGAAAUAGAUCAAGUGUGCCAAUUGUUCCUGAAAAGGGCUGCAAUGAACUUCAAGACAUGUUAGCCAGAGGAAAUCCUGAUGAAUUUGUGAAUGAUGGUGAAGACAAUAAUUUGAUCCAAGGACUGGCAUCUCAGUCAGUGUCUACUUCUGAUGUUUGUGUCUUAGAAAAAGGUGAGCUUUUCCCAUCUGCUCCUUGUCCAUCUGGAUUAUAUCAAAGUUCUGAAGCUGCAGGUGCACUACCAAGUGGAAACGGAAUGAGCAGAUUUGAGAGUCCAAUUGUGAAAAGUCCAGAAACCAAGGAUCAAUCUAGUGGCUUGGAAAAGACAGAAAGCAAUCUUCCUUCAGUGACUAAUAUCUAUAAUGAUGACAGCGUAGUGAAGGAUACAACCUCUUACUCCACAAGAUUUUCAAAUCCUUGCAAUGAUUCGGUAAAUGUUCUUUCUUCGAACAAUGCUGGGUUUGUUACUGAUGAACUGGCUACAGCAACUAACUUCGCACAUGGAAGUAGUAGCAGUCUUUCAACUGUUUCUGGUAUUUCGUGUCUUUACUGCUGUUGUUGCCGUUGCCUGCAAACUUUGUUUGUGUUGGUUCGCGGGAUUCUCUCUGAUUCCUGGAGGUCUUGUGGUCAUUGUUCAAGGAUUGAUGAUAUUCAUGAUAUUCUUGCUUCAUGUUCCUUGAAUAUCGUAGCAACAAUUAGGCAAUGCUUUUGUUCUCCAAGUAGUCAUGGUAAUGAAGAAAGCUUUGGAAGAGAACAAUAUGUCAGAAUGCAGUCUGAACAUUGUGCCUGUGAGAAACACAGUGAUAAACAACUUCAGAAGGUACCUGGCCAUUGCUCUUCUUCUGAAGUUGAAAGUGUACAUGCAGAAUGUGUUUACCACUUAAGAAACAAGAAUGAGACUGGGACAACUGAUUAUGAGAGUGAUUCCCUUGCACCAGUUUUGAAGUUUUUUCUUAAAGAUGGUGUAUUGAUGCCUGCAGAUCCCCAAAUAGGAGCCGCCCUCCAUUGUAGAUUUGAUAAGCUAUGCCUUUCUUCCAUAGUACAAAUGAUUUUACUGAAUAAGCAACAUUUGGAUUGAUAUCAUGCAGUUGUGUUGAUUGAAAUCAAUUCUCUGUUUCUCCUGCAUCAAUGUAACUGCACAGAUGCACAAAUUUUCUCCGUUCAAAUCCUGCUUGACCCUUUACAGGAACAUCGUGGUUUGUUAUUUUUUAUAUGGAAUUAGUUCUUUGAAAACAUUUAGGUAUGGAUAGCGAUGUAUCCUUUUUCGAGAUCUUUCAAACACUAUCUUUUUCAAAAAUUGGAUUAUGAGGUGGAGAUCCAAGAAUAUGACGAACUUUUUCGAUUGCUCGCAACCUGCUCAUCAACAUAAUACAAACAUAGACACUUCCAUAAUGCUUGCUAUAAUCAUUUAUGUCCAUGCUGGACGACAGUAAAAUGCUUACUGUUCUGCAGAAAUUUUGUGGAACACCAGAUUAUACAACAUUGCAACUAGACCAGGUCAUGAACUGCAGGAUGCUGUUGAAUAUGAAAUUAAGUGCUUUGAGGAUGUUCAAUAUUGCAAUUUCCAUAUUCAUGGCUUCGCAAGGGGGGGGCUUCUGCUGGUUGGUUAAUCUUUAGAUGCCAGCAAGUCUUUGAAACUUACAGAGAGUACUUCAUAUAGCCCUGAUCUUGUGGUUCUGAUUUCAUGUAGGGGUAGUUUCUAGCUUCAUAUCAUGAAAAUUCCAAGUUCAGGUGUCUCAUUUAGGUUGAGAUGACUAGCUUAAUGGGGUGUCAAAGUGCACAAGGUUCCCUUGGACAUGGGAUUUGGGAAUGGUCAAUGUACAUAGCUCUUGCCUGCAAGCAAAGAGGUUAGUUUUGCAACUUGAACCUGACCACUUAGAUCAUAGACUAUGACAGCAAGAUCCGCUAUUAGCAAAAUAGCGAGACUUUAAUAUGAGUUAAGUCAUGCAAGUCAUACAGUUCAGUACUUCAAUUGUGCUUCUUUAUAACUUCUAAGAAGCUCAUACAUAACUCUUAGAUUUUAAGUGAGUUAUUGGAUGUUGUUGACUGAUUUUAAAAUACUUUCUAUUUUGUUUAUUUCCUUGUAAACAUAUUCCUAAUUUAUAAUUUUUUUUUAUGAUUUUUCUUUUUUUAGUAUCCUUAUUGUGGGAAUAACUUUUUCGAUUUUGACGAGAUUAGUCUCCUGAAAUUGUAUGAGUUAGUGUCCCCAUUUAUGCAAAUGUGCUCUAUAAAUUUUGUAACCUUCUUAUAGUCAAAUGAGUGAAGAAGAGUUUCUUUCUACAUGGUAUCAAUGCCUAUCUCAUAGAUGGCCAAAAGCUUUUGAUUGUUUCUUCAUUACCCCAAAAAUCUUUCUUUCUCAUGUCCUAUUCAACCCAAACCACUUCUGAUUCAACCUUUAAAGAAAUCAUGCAUCAACUGUUCACUAGAGAACUUCAUAGGGUAAUUUCUCGAAAAAACCCCUUAUUUGGAGAAAUUCCCAGAUAGUGCUCCCUUUUUCAAAAAUUCUCAUAGAAUGUCCUUUUUUUCCCUAAAAGAUGAUUUUGCCUUUGCCUUCACAUUAUCGAUCACCGCCUUCGCCCCUGGUCAUCUAUGCCUAUGCCUCCACCCAGGCCCUUGGCCACCUAUGCGUCCGCCCCACUGCCCCCAUCUUCGCCCCAUUAUUCCCACCCCCACCUCCUGUUGUCCCUGCCCCGCUACUGUCAUCCUCGCUGUCACCUUGGCAGAGGGGCUGCAGGCGAGGGCACGUGAGCCCCCUUCCCUCCGGUCAUCGUCUCCAUCGUCCCUAUCAUCAACCUUGGUGGAGGGGGCUACGGGCGAGGUCGGCGAGGAAGGUAGAGGAAGAGGGAGGGCAACUUUCAUGCCACAACGUAAUAUUCUUUAUCUGCAUUUCAGUACUAUAAUGGUGUGAAAGGAUCAUGGAUUGAAUUCAAUUAUUACAAAAUGUUAAGAUGAACUGUAGCAAAGAUGCUGCUAUAUUACUAAUGAUUGUUGAAACUUAAAAGAGGUUUUCCAAAUUCUUGGUUGGAUUUAACAUAGAAUAUAAUCUACGUGCAUAUUUAAGUACUUGGAAAAGACCUCUUUUUCAGCUUGAAUUCAAUUAUUAUCAAAAUGUUAAAGAUGAACUGUAGCAAAGAUGCUACUAUACUACCAAUGAUUGUUGAAGCUUGAAAGAGGUUUUCUGAAUUCUUGGUUGGAUUCAACAUAGAAUAUAAUCUAUGUGCAUAUUUUAGUAGUACUUGUGAAAGACCUGUUUUCCCUAGUUAGAGCCUUCUCUAUCAUUAGAGCUGGAGCAAGGAAAAAGGUAUAUAAUACUAAUUGCUAAACAAUCCAGCAACUGAAAGGUCUGCACUUGCUACAAUCAAGAGCCAUUUGAGAUCUUAAGUGGUUUGAGCUCUAACAUGGUUCCUGAGAAAGGAGAGACAUCUAUAACACCAAACAACAAAGUGGCCUUUGGUAUGCUUACUGUAAGAAAUUGAGACAUAACAAAGAGACAUGUCAGAAGUUACACAAAAAAACAAUAAGAAGGAAUUCAACAGCAGUAUGGAAUAUGGACAACAAUGUCAAGCAAACUACGCUUAGUCUGAGACUCUGAAGAUACUUCUAUGUAUGGAAGCUUGGUUUCUAAUAACUCUGAGAUUGGGGGACUAAAUAAACAACAGAUUAAGAAGCUUUAGAGUUUUCAGGUAAAUAUUAUACAUCUCAUAUUCUAAAUGCCUUGAAAGAUUAUUGGUGUGGAUCUUGGGUGAUUGAUUUAGUAGCCACUAACCAUAUGACUAACUCAUCUAACCAUUUUAUAUCUUAUAGCUAAUGUUUUGGAAAUAAAAAAAUUAAAGUAGCUGGAUGGUACUUUAAUUGAAAAAUUAAAGUAGCUAAGACAGUUGCACGGAUACCCUUUCUUUAAAAUCUGUGUUGCAUGUACCUUGCCUGUCAAUAAGCCUUUGGGAUUUAAAUUAUUAGAGAUUUAAAAUAUACUGUAACUUUUUCCAUCUCAUUGUAAUUUUCAAGAUCAAGUUAUGGGGAGGACAAUUGGGCUUUCCAAGUAAAAAGAAGGCCCUACUAUCUUGAAUUAAGUAAUAGUAAUGAUUGUAACUAUUUACCAUUAUUCUAAAUUUGACUUCAGUACAUGUACCUCACAUUCAUCUUUUUUGUUAAAAAACAUGUAAUUUUUAUUAUUUCAAGGCUUGAACAUUAAUGAAUUUUAUUAUGAUUCUUGUUAGUUAGCCAAACACCAACAUUUUUCAUUUCCACAUGUCCUUACAGAUCCCAAAUAUUACUGGAGCUCAUUGGUAUCAUAUUCGUUAUUUUUAAAAGAUGAUUCAAACCCAAAUUGAUGUUAUUAAAAGUUUCAUAACAACAUGAUGUUGUCGUUUUUAUCCUAAUUUAUAAAGAUUAUUGAGGUUUUUAUCCUAUUUUUGAUUUGUGGAAAUUUAGUUACCUGAUUCCUUUCUACAGUUGUCCUAAUUUAUCAUCUCGUUAGGAGCCAUUGAUCACAAUUCUUAGCUGACAUUUGAAAUUGGGGUAUUGUAAUUAACCUAUGGUCCAUGAAUUAAAGACACAUUGGUCUCUAGUGUAAGUCUUUGGCUUUAUGACCAAGGAAGGAUUGAAAAAUAACAACCAAAUAGUGGUAUCUGAAAAAUUCUAUGUUCUAGUAUAGGAUCCACAGAACAUGACACAAAUUAGCACAGUGGUUCAUGUUAACAUGAAAAUCAGUUGGAAUGAUCUAGUACAAGCAAUUAGGCUAUAGUUAGCCACUGGGAAAAUAGAGAAUGGACUCGGGUAUUCCAUGUUGAUACAGAUGAAACAUAAUUGAGGGGUAUAUUUUUUGCCCUUAAGUUGAUUUGUCUUGUAUCAGACUAAAAGCAGACACAAUGCUGUCAUUAAUUUUGAGGUAAAUGUAACUGGAAUAACAACAUUAGGGAAGCAAGUUUUAUGCUAUAUGAUGCCAUGCAUCACAUAUGGACAGAAAGCUAUUAUGCAGUCUGUGGUAUAAACUAUAAAUUCACAUUCAUAUACUAUUGUCGUCCAGAAAUUUCGUGCAAACUAUGGUAUGAGUUGAUCUAGAUAGCUAUUGUCUUCAUAAACCAAUUAUUGUGUUGAAACAUUGGUGGAGCUUUAAAUGCUAGCAUAAAACUUCGAGUGUGUGCAUGAAAGUCAAAGAUAAUGUAUAUUUUAGUUGGUCUAGGCAUAGUUUAAACUUUAAACUACGUACUGGUCUGUUACAAAAUUGUAUUGGCUUGUAUUUAUUGGUCCGACUAGGAUCCAGUAAUGGUAUAUGUCAUCUGUUGGUCCGAUCAGAAUAUAUGAAGGCAUCUUUUUUCCAGUGUUAUCGGGUGAUACAUGUCUGUGUACCACCCAAUGCACUGGUAUGGUACUGUCCUGAUGGUGUAUGAAAACUAGUACAGGAUGGGUAUUUAAAUUUUUGGUUUUAGGCUUGGAAGAAUCUGAAAGAGGUUUCUCUGGGUACUAAUCAUAACCUGUGUGGGUAUCAUAUUUACCAAUAUCCCACCGAAGAUGGAGGAAAGUUUCAGUUGGAGGUGUCUUAAAGAGCCUUAACUUGGUCAAUAAUGUUCAGUUUUGCAAUUGUCCAUACUAGUGUUGUUCCAAUUACUCAUUAAAGUUUCUGGUUGAAUUUGCAUGUAUUAAAUGUCUCUGUUCUUGAAUAUUCAAUAACGCACUUAUUUUUAUUGCUUAUCCUGUAUCAACAAAAACAUGAAGAGUUGACAUGAAUUCUCGACUGACAUACACGCUUUGAGCUUGUGGACCCAUAUUGUGGUGAUAAUUCCAACUCAAAGGAUGUAACGACUCAAAGGAUCUAUCUAGACUUUUUAAGACAAGUUUCGCCUGAAAAUUAAACUGCUUUUGAUGCCCUGAUGCAACAUUCUACAUCUUCCUUGCAUGGGUCAACAUCCAUCGGAUUUACUUUCUAUGGCGCCUAAACUGCUACUUGUUCUGCAUGUUUCAGAGUAUCUCUUGAUGCAAGUUAUACUGGAUAUCCUCCAUUUGCUCCCUGGAUAAGAUGCUAUUAGCAAAUCCUCCCUCGCGAAUAGGCUUCACAAAAGAUGCUGACGAAGUCCAUGUCUUCCAUUCUCUGCCUCAGAGCAGCAGCGACGGCGAUUGAGAGACUUGGUUCGUGAGUUUGAUGUUCAGAAAAAUUUUGAUGAGUGAUUACUUUUAAUCUUUUUCCGACAAUAGAAAAGAAGCAAGUUGCAUAUUAUUCUAGAUUCUCAGAUAGCCAAAUGGAGACAUUGAUUGUCUGUUUUUCUAGAAACUUAUCCUCUCGUCUUCCUAGAAUUGAAUAUCCUGCUUCUCUUGUUGUGCAUCAUAGAUGUCUUCCUAGUUCUUGCAUUCUACAUGCAGAGAUACAAGACUGGACGUUGUUAUGUUUGUUCUGUUUGGUAUAAAAACUAAGCAAACAAGGGAAUUAUGUAGCA
This is a messenger RNA of Musa acuminata AAA Group (dessert banana), 11022 nucleotides long. RefSeq lists its product as uncharacterized. Gene Ontology annotation, cellular component: nucleus. Lineage: Eukaryota; Viridiplantae; Streptophyta; Magnoliopsida; Zingiberales; Musaceae. The coding region runs from base 141 to 5669 and encodes 1842 amino acids. The transcript is spliced from 8 exons. Gene Ontology annotation, biological process: positive regulation of transcription by RNA polymerase II. Gene Ontology annotation, molecular function: ATP binding; histone binding; chromatin binding. The record is from RefSeq and is a predicted model, not a curated record.